AUGAACUUGAAACCAGCCUCCUUAAUGCUCGAGCGCGUCGUCGUUUCUCUCAAUACUAUUACCAUUCGGGUCGCGACUGCAUCUGAACCAGGGAUGACUUCGAAUAACGAGGACCCAGCUGCCACAGACAAGGACGGUCAUGCCUUCGAGGCCGCACCGGCUGCCGAAUCAGCCGUCCCCAACUCACAAUCGACAGAGGCGGCCUUUGACUACGGCAUUCCCGAAGCUAUACAAAACCGAAUACCUGAAUUUCUGCGGCCGCUGAUAUAUCAGUCCGUGGCCGAGGACCUAGUGGCUGACAAGGACGCGCUUGGUCCCGAUGCCUUCAUGUCUCGUUUCGCCUGGAAUGCCCGGGGUCUAUGUCUUCCUGGGCAGCCUUUAAACGACCUGAACGUCGUCGACAUUGCAGGCGACGGCACCAAGGUCAAAAUAGGAGAAACAGCUAUCGGAACCGCAGACCCAACCCUCCAGAUUACCCUUCCCCAAGGCCCCGGCGCCUGCAGAGUUAUCGUCGGAGUACCGGAGCUGGGGGGCAUGGAUAAAGAUUUUGUCAUCAAGUCCAUCAACCUAGCCAAGGAGAAAGUUGCCGGUGGCGAUCCCGAGGAAGAGUUUCAACAGGAGCAUUUCAAGAGCAGGAUCAGACCAGGUUACGAUCUAGCCAGACUCCGAGGCUUGUGGACUAUGAAGGAGGUGGCGUGGAGUCCUUUCAUCCUUCAUAUCCCGUCAAUGAGAACCCCAAACGACAAUGGCGUGGCUGCUUCCAGUCCAUGCGAAACUGCCCUGCGGGGUGGAGGGAGAGAUGUCCUGUACUUGCAGGUCAGUUGGAUUACCGUACAGACCAUACCUCUGGAGAACAAUAGGUUUUUGUUCGUAUGUGCUCUCCCGUCCAGGAAAUUUGCAUCCAAGAACCCCCUCCGAUCAGCCCACAGCCUCGCCGAACUGAAGAAGCUAGCUGGGGAAAACACCUUGACUAAAGAACAAAUCUUUGAACUACUGUCGCGGGACUUGGAAAAGACCUGCAGGGAAUGCUUCGAAAGCAUCAUGCUGUCAGAUGAAUCGGCGACCAAGCUAGCAGACGGGCGCCCGGAACUGCUCUGCCAGCUCCUCCUACUCGACAUCUUCCGUGCCGUGUCGGAGAGCUGGACAAGGCUCCUCCGCGACAUCGCGGCCACCAUCCUAGCGCUCGACCUACCCAGCAUCCACACCGGCGACCCGGAGCAGAUACUCGUGGAGAUGAAGGGCAACUAUGAGAUUUUCAACAACCUCCUGAUGGCCGCGGUAGACCUGCAGAAUAGUAACGAAUACCUUCUGAACUGGCUGUUCUUCGACCAAGGCGGCCCUGACUGCGCGGUGACGGACGCGAAUCGCUGGCUCAAGCGCGUGAUCUUUGAGCUACGGGCCGACCUGGAACACAACCGCGCCGAGCUCGAGCGCCACAGAGACCACUGGUCGCGGCGGUGGUCCGAGGGCGGCGAGCUCAUCAGGAAGGCCGAGUCCAAGAACGUGGCACGGCUGACACUGGUGGCGGCCAUCUUCCUGCCGCUCAGCUUCGGCGCCGACCUCCUGGGAAUGCAGUUCCGUGUGCGGGAGCUGGGCUUCAUCUUAUACGACUACCUGGGCCUGGUCGUUAGCGCGGGCCUGUUCGUCUACCUCAUCUACAAGAUUGGCCCGCGGCUGCGAGGGGUCAUUGGCCUGUUCAACCGGCGGAGACGGGCAGGGCCGAAGAAGCGGUCGGCCUUUGCCCUGAGUCGCUUCUUUGUGCAGUCCAAUUUUCCCUUGGUUUUCAUUAUUUUGUGGUCUGUUCUCGUCGCCUCCUUCAUGGUUGGGAUGAUUGAUGACAUUGGUUCCUCAUUGGAGGUUUUGAGGUACGGCGGCAUUGCGUGUGCUGGGCUCCUUGGGCUGUUCCUGAUAAUUGCUUUGCUCUAUGGAUGGUUGAUGAGCUUAUUAUUCGAAUUUUUGGGUUGGAAUGUCAUUGGGUAG
Molecule: messenger RNA, 1980 nt
Organism: Clonostachys rhizophaga
Lineage: Eukaryota; Fungi; Ascomycota; Sordariomycetes; Hypocreales; Bionectriaceae
Source: the annotation of a GenBank genome assembly